AUGGCUACCGAACACACCGUCGCCAAGGUCUUGCUCGAGUGGAUCAACAGCUUUUCUCUGGGCAAGACCAUCCGGAGCACCGAUGAACUGACAGAUGGCAUUAUUCUGUGGGAGAUCUUACAGGAUAUUGACCCGCAGCAUUUCCUCGAUGAGCUACCGGAACGCAACCCUUCUGAUCACUGGGUCACCAAAUGGCAGAACUUGAAGCACCUCCACAAGUUGCUGAUCAGCUACAUUCGGAAACAGAACGAUGACCAAUUACCCCCGGGGCUGGACGCAUCUCCUGACCUGAAGGCAGUUGCAGAGGCCAAUUCACUCAAGGAGACCAAUAAGCUCCUGAAGCUGCUUCUGAUCGCCGCGAUCAGUUCCCCCAAUGCGGAGGCCUACGUGACCACACUCCAGGAGCUGAGUACCCCAACACAGGAAGGCUUGAAGGAUAUCAUUCAGGAGGCUCAGAACGGCCAACAUGAUGAGUUGACGGCGGAAGAGGAGGAAAGAGAUGGGAUCUCCAAACGGGAUCUUACUGUCGACCCCGAACUGCAGUUUGAGGAGCGAGUAGGGAAGCUUCUCGCCGAGAAUGACCGUUUGGCAAGCGAGAAGAAGGAAUUAGAAAAGGCUCUGGAAGAUAUGCACAACCGUCUAGCACGGCUGCAGGAGAACAAUGAUACGUUGCAGAGCCGCCUGGCCUCGACUGAGGAUCGUCUUGUGACCUUAAAAUCUGGAAAAGGAGAAGUGGGCAUCAGCACAAAGGCCCUUGAGAGUAAGGCACGCCAGCAGGACGAACUGAUUGCGAGUCAAGAGGCAAAGCUCGCCGCUGCUCAGGACGAGAUCGACAGUCUCCGAAUGUCGCUAGAGUCUAUGCGUGUUAAGAAUCAGAGAUUCCAGAAACUACAAGACGACUAUGACGAGUUGAAAAACGAGAGAGACCAGUUGAGUCGUAAGGCGAACGCGGCAGAGAAAUACCGUCAAAAACUGCAAGCCAUUCAGGAUUUCGAGAAGGAGAACCAGGCUCUCAAGAAUCAGGUCAGGGACCUCCAGCAGCAGCUUAAGGAGGCGGAUUCGAAUGCACGACGGUCAUCUGAACGUGAUGUUGAGCUGGAGGAAUACAGGCGAGUGCUUCCGCGGAUCGAACAAGACCGUCAUGAGAUUCAGAACCUCAAGAAACAGUUGGAAUUCAACAACCAUGCCCUCACAGAGCGUCUUCAGAGUGCGGAAGAGCAGCGUGAACGGGAUGAGGCUUUAAUUAGUGAACUGCGAGAACGAAUUCGUGAACUCGAAGGUUCUCCCGGAAGCCCAUCACUUACGCCCGGUACGACAACGCCCAGACUGCAGGGAACUUUGCAGAAGGAUUUUGAAGACAUCGGCGCCAGAGAGGCACAAUUGUCAGUAUGCACUCCUGGAGUUUUUGCGCAUGAGCUAACCGAUCAUAGGAGAGCGGAGAACGAAGAACUGAAGAAGGAAAUAGAGAGGCUGAAGACGAGCAAUUCAGUAAGAGGAUACCAAUUAGGAGAGCAAAACCGUGGUGCUGACAAUGAAUGUUUUAAGCUGGGCUCACGUCUGGAAGCCUACUCUGAAAAUCUUGUCUUAACGGCACAGCUCGCGCAAGCAAAGUCCACCCAAAGGUUUGACAGUCUCAGUUCACGUAUUUUCGCCGAGGCUAAUAGACUGUGUAGCGAGGAGUAUUGGAAACUCUAUGACCAGUACGCGGAGGUGCGACAGAAGCUUGCUGACGCCGAGGAUGUGGUCGACACCACAAAGCGACAACUUGAAGAUGCAAGGGCAGAGCUCGGCCUUGUCAACAAGGAAAAAUUGGACAUGCUCAACGAAGUGAAGGAAUCUAAUUCUUCCGAGAUCGCCAAGCUUAGAGGUGACUGGGAUGCGCUUACGAGUAAGAUCCAUCAUCUCGAGGCAGAAGUAGAUGCCAGCCAGGCUCUCGUGAGGGAAGUCUGCGCCGAACGUGACGAGUUGCGGUCGAUACUUGAGAACAAGCAGACAGAAAUCCACGCCGAAGAUCAAGACUUAAUCAAGGAGAUGCAGGCAUUGCUCGCGGAGUUUGCUGCUCUCUCCAACGCCGAAAAUCCGGAUGCACUGGAGAAGUCUGGCACCGAACUCCUGAAGCGUUUUGCGGAGGUUACGGAAAAGAGUGUUGAGAAAUUAACGAAACGUGCAGAGCACAUCGAUCAACAGAAUGAGCUCAUCAAGUCACUCCAGGAGCGAAUCAAACACUUCGAGGAAGCCAACGCCAAUGAGGAAGAAACCAUAUCUAAACAGCGAGAACUCGAGCUCCAAGACACCAUCCGCCGCCUGUCACGAGAGCUCUCCCUUAUGUCUUCCGCGUGGUAUGAUCUUCAGGGUCGCUUGCAGAACAGCAAUGUCACUGUGUCACGGUAUCGUUAUCCGGCAUCGACUGGUGCCGGCUCUGGGGCCGAUGCACAGAGGGGCUGGCUUGCGAAGCAGAGGAGCAUUGUCUCCAGUGCAAAAUAG
Molecule: messenger RNA, 2484 nt
Organism: Rasamsonia emersonii CBS 393.64
Lineage: Eukaryota; Fungi; Ascomycota; Eurotiomycetes; Eurotiales; Trichocomaceae
Product: Microtubule binding protein HOOK3
Exons: 4
Coding region: 1-2484 (827 amino acids)
Biological process (GO): cytoskeleton-dependent intracellular transport; cytoplasmic microtubule organization
Cellular component (GO): centrosome; cytoplasm
Molecular function (GO): dynein light intermediate chain binding; microtubule binding
Source: RefSeq, a predicted model, not a curated record